UAGAGUGGGGGAAAAUCGCGUGGUGAGAAGAGUUACGUUAGAAUGUGCUGGGUUGGGGGUGACGCUGGACAUAAAUAAGCUCAAACAAAAUGCCACACUUUGUUAACUUGAACAAAGCUCAGACCCAAACCUUUCUUUUGCUCUUCAUCCAUUCCACACCAAAAAGUAACAGUUUCAGUUUCGGAGGGAAACACAACACAAAAAGCCCCCUCCCCCCAAAGCAAAUCACCUUUUUUUCUUUCAGUUAUUCAAAAAAUGUUCGCCGAAGAGAAUGGACUCAAGGGAGACCCUAGACUCCAAGCCAUUUCCCAAGCCAUCAGAGUCGUCCCUCACUUCCCCAUACAUGGAAUAAUGUUUCAAGACAUAACGACAUUGUUGUUGGAUCACAAGGCGUUUAAAGACACUGUCGACAUUUUUGUCGAUCGUUACAGAGACACGCACAUUUCCGUUGUUGCCGGAAUUGAGGCUAGGGGGUUCAUGUUUGGUCCCUCAAUUGCGUUGGGCAUUGGUGCAAAGUUUGUUCCUUUACGCAAACCACGGAAGCUGCCAGGUGAAGUAAUUUCAGAAAAAUAUGCUCUAGAAUAUGGAACUGAUUGCUUGGAGUUGCAUGUUGGUGCUGUCCAGCCCGGUGAACGGGCCAUAAUCAUUGAUGACUUGGUGGCCACAGGUGGAACAAUGUCAGCAGGAGUAAAACUUCUAGAACGUGUUGGUGCUGAAGUGGUGGAAUGUGCCUGUGUCAUUGGUGUGCCUGAUGUCAAGGGGCAGUGCAGGCGUAUUGGAAAGCCACUUUAUGUUCUUGUUGAGCCGCGUAAAGCAGAUAAAUGUUACCCAGAUUGACAUACUAAAGGACGCUGGGUGUGAGAAACACAGGCCAUAAUGUGAUCCUUAAGUUUUAGGCUGAUGGAGUCGUGUUCAUGGCAAUUGUCAAAUAUCAUCCUGGGAAAUGUUCAUCCUGUUUCAUAUCUUUAUCUUCUUUGUACAUGUUAGCCAUCAUGUUAUGUGGCCAGCAGUUUAGAACAAUAACAAUCAUUAAAGAAGGGAUGGAUUUUAUGGCAUUUUAUAAAAUGUCAAUUUAAAGGUCACAUUUCUUCAA
This is a messenger RNA of Glycine soja, 1093 nucleotides long. RefSeq names its product adenine phosphoribosyltransferase 5-like. Gene Ontology annotation, cellular component: cytosol; cytoplasm. Bases 256 to 837 code for a protein of 193 amino acids. NCBI's taxonomy places the organism in Eukaryota, Viridiplantae, Streptophyta, Magnoliopsida, Fabales, Fabaceae. The transcript has 7 exons. The record is from RefSeq and is a predicted model, not a curated record. Gene Ontology annotation, biological process: adenine salvage. Gene Ontology annotation, molecular function: adenine phosphoribosyltransferase activity.